AUGUUUGCUCGGUCCAAGAGCAAAUUCCACGGCUUCGGCGCAGACAAGCGCCAGCAAGAGUCAGGAUUCUUGGGUUCGGACUCAAGAUCUAGGACAACCUCUGAGCGACCUUACACAGCAACAUCCUUCAACGCCCCAUCUCUGGACGCCCCAUCAUACGCUCCCUCGUUUCCUGAAAAGAACAGCUCUAUAUCAAGUGGCACAAUUAAGCCACCCCAGUCUCACCGUUCGUCGGCAUCAGUCUCCUCCAAUCACUCUGUUGACAACUACGGGAGAUCGAUCGCACCGACCAUGAGUUCAGAACGUGCGCGCACGCGUAGGGAGCGCACCUUUGUGGGCUCUGAGUGUGCCGUCUGUGAGGAGCCAUUAGAACACACUCUCCGGGGAGAGAGGAUACUUCAGUUCUCCUGUGGCCAUGUUUCCCACGAGGCCUGCUUUUACGAGUACAUCAAGGAGAUAGAGUCUCAGUAUUGCCCAGCAUGCAACGCGCCUUUGCACCUGGACACAAGCCGGGGUGGAAACGUGCUCGAUAUAGAAAAAAUCAGCAACCUUGUUAGAUCAGUGAACUCGGAUUCGAGAUCAAUUGGAACGCCAACACCGACACCUCAACAAUGGGACGAUCAUGGAAUGCGGCCGCAAAGCCGGGGUUCGAAUGCACGUUCUGGUUCUGGAGUCGGCUUAAGCCAUCCCAGCAGCCACAACCCCAACGCCAUGUCGCGAAGCAACCGAGACACACGAGAUAGCGGUCACAGCAACCCCCAUUCGGAACGAUAUAUGAGACAUGGGCGUAGUGACAGCGAAGCGACGGGAGUGGCGUCUUCGACAGGUUAUCCUGAGACAACACAGAGCGGAGGGCCCAGGCGCGCUCAUGACUACGACUUACAAGCCAUGGAGACGUCGCUUGCCAGCCCUCGGAGCAUUGCGCGAAACCCCAUCCCUCUCCCGACCGUGACCGUUCGCUCCGAGUUCCCCACCAUCAACCGGUCCCGACAACAGCAAACUCUGACAUGUCUUAUCACCGUCGAAGUGCCCGACAGCAAAUGGCGGCCGGAUCCCGAGGAUUUGCCCCUGGGAAAUAUUCACUCCCCGCAACAAAUGCACCACCAGGUCCCCCACAACCAAGUACCAUCACGGAUGGACGCCCGCGUUGCCGAUGACCCGUAUGGUCCCACAUCACCUACGCAGUCGGUGCCUCGCUUCUUCCCCUACGAGUCGCGUGAGGUACUCGAGGAAAUGACGGAGAAUUUGAGAAAUAGGGUGGACAACUGGCACGGACUGGAUUUCAGCAGAUUCGGCAAGCUUCGCCUGUACGGAACGCUGAGGGUGGGUAAGGACAGAAUAUCAUGGCAGGAGCUUGAGUGCUACCUAUUCGCCGAGAUGCUCAUUUGCGUCAAGGAGAAGAAGACACCACCUGGGGCCCCACAGCAAUGGGACGAGAAUGGGUUGCCUCGCAAGCCGCGAUGCACCCUCAAGGGUUCCAUCCUCAUCAAGAAGCACCUGAACGAGGUUUGUGAAACAGGAAGUAUCGACGAGAAUGUGCUCACCCUUAACCUUUCGGUGGCAGAGCUUUCUCAAUUCCACCUGCGGUUUCAAAAUCGCAACCAACUCAAAUUGUGGCAGCAGGCUCUCAUGGAUCUAAAUGCUGUCGAAACAUCUCCAGUACGGAGCCCAGACUAUGAGCGUGGCGAAUUCUCCGAGGCCGAAGAGGAUGAGUGGCAACGCAGCCAACAACAAGGACAGAGAACGUCAUCCCUUGCCUCGUCAACUUGGAACGGACCGAAAUCCACGACGACAGCCCCGACGGAAUAUACCAGCGUUGCGAAGAGCCCGCUGUUCCCCCCAGUACACGUCCCAAUCGACGUUGUCGUUGUGGUGCCUAUAUCGAGCUCCAUGCAGGGAGUCAAGAUCAACUUGGUCCGAGAUGCCCUCAGGUUCAUGGUUCAUCAGCUCGGGGAUCAUGACAGAAUGGGCCUCGUGACCUUUGGAUCUGGUGGAGGUGGUGUACCAAUUGUGGGCAUGACGACGAAGUCGUGGCACGGCUGGGGAGGUGUCCUGAACUCUAUCAAGCCGGUGGGACAAAAGAGCCACCGGGCAGAUGUCGUCGAGGGUGCCAAUGUUGCCAUGGACCUGCUGAUGCAGAGGAAGUACAACAACCCAAUUGCCACCAUCAUGCUCAUCAGUGAUGCGUCAACCUCGGAUGCCGACAGCGUGGACUUUGUCGUGUCAAGAGCAGAGGCUGCCAAGAUCUCGAUCCACUCAUUUGGCCUCGGAAUGACCCACAAACCAGACACCAUGAUUGAGCUUUCCACGAGGACAAAAGCCUCAUACACCUAUGUCAAGGAUUGGAUGAUGUUAAGGGAAUGCCUUGCCGGCUGCCUCGGCUCAGCCCAAACCUUGUCUCAUCAGAACGUAAAACUGAAAUUGAAGCUGCCCGAAGGAUCGCCGGCAAAGUUCCACAAGAUCAGUGGUGCGCUUCAAAUCACCAAGCGCGCAACGGGUCGGGAUGCCGAAGCUUCUCUGGGCGAUCUGCGGUUUGGCGACAAGAGGGAUAUACUCGUGCAACUGGUGAUCCUUCCGGAUACUGCUUCAGAAGAUCAGCUGCCACAAGAUCCAUGGGAGACCAUCGUAUCUGGUCUCGAAGCGCUGGGCGGUCCAAUGGACCCUGAGGAGCAGCGCACAGUCUCUGUGGAGGAAGUUCCGCUUAUCCAGGCGGACCUCAGCUGGGGCGACAUACUCCGGGACGGUACUUUGAUGCACAUGCCUCGUCCGUCACUCCUCGCCAUCACGAUGCUACCUGCGACAAACCACCACAAGUCCAAGUCUUGGCAGAACACCCCGCCAAUCCCACCUCACCCGCAUAUCGUGCAGAGACGGAUGGAGCUUUUGACAUCAGACAUGUUGACAAGAGCAUUGACGCUGGUAUCAAGAGGCCAACAUGACCGUGCCCACACACUUCUGAACGAGACACGUUCAAUUCUCAAGGGCCUCGGCAAGGGAGGUCUACCCCCUGUCCCGCCGGCCGCAUCCAACAGGUCCCAACCGUCGACGCCUCAUCCGGUUCAUGAGGGGUCCCCCACUUCGCUGACUCCGGAACGCAAACAUUCUCCGUCGCCCACGGCAUCAGCAACGUCGUCGCAUCAUCCGCCACAUCUUGCCCAGGCAAUGAUGCGCAGACCUUCGACGGACGCGCUCAGCGCACUGCACAGCGGACCGGGCUCAAGCGGCAUCGAUGUGCAGGUUGUGUCGGCGCUGGACUCGGAGCUCAUGUCGGCACUUGAAUGGAUCGGCCACCCCGCCGUCUUUGGGCGCGACAGCCGCAAGGCUGUGUUGCAAGCCAUUGGGGUGAUUAGCUCCCAGCGCGCCUUUACGUUCCGCACGCCGAUCGAGGCUUUGUGGGCCGGAAGGAUCUCGGGCGUCAAAAAACUUAUUGAGCACUCGCGUGAGUGGAGAGAAGAGGGUGGCGGCGAGGGUGGCAUCAUGGAAGAAUCCUAA
This is a messenger RNA of Pyricularia pennisetigena, 3492 nucleotides long. RefSeq lists its product as uncharacterized. The transcript has 4 exons. The coding region runs from base 1 to 3492 and encodes 1163 amino acids. The record is from RefSeq and is a predicted model, not a curated record. NCBI's taxonomy places the organism in Eukaryota, Fungi, Ascomycota, Sordariomycetes, Magnaporthales, Pyriculariaceae.